This is a messenger RNA of Halichondria panicea, 1096 nucleotides long. RefSeq names its product MOB kinase activator 1A-like. Bases 163 to 912 code for a protein of 249 amino acids. Gene Ontology annotation, biological process: positive regulation of protein phosphorylation; signal transduction. The record is from RefSeq and is a predicted model, not a curated record. Gene Ontology annotation, molecular function: protein kinase activator activity. Gene Ontology annotation, cellular component: cytoplasm; nucleus. NCBI's taxonomy places the organism in Eukaryota, Metazoa, Porifera, Demospongiae, Suberitida, Halichondriidae. The transcript has 5 exons.
ACUGAUUAUCACGUGACCUUUGUACUCUAACAGAAGAACAGCAGUUUUGGUCUAGUAAAGAGUGGUUUUGAGGUCCAGAAAUCCAGUGUGUCUGUGUUCUAUGUGGACAGGAGUUGAUGAGAGUGUCCCUUGAAGCCGUCCCCUCGAUUGGCUGUCUUCAAGAUGGCUCUGUCCUCCUUUUUCGGAUCCUCUAAAAAAUUAGCCACAGUAAACACUACACCAGAAGAGAAAUUAUUUCUGGAGCCCGACACACUACAGCUCUACAUGGCAGUUGCAGGGCAACUCCCACGGCUCACGAAACUACCUCCCCAGUGCGACAUGCACGAGUGGCUGGCCACUAAUUCACUCUCGUUUUUCAACCACGUGAACGUUCAGGUGGGAGCAAUAUCAGCACUGUGUUCCUGUGGCUCAAUGACAGCAGGGAAAGAAACGUUUGAAUGGCUUGAGGACAAGAAAGGCAAGAAGCUGACUAAAACUCCAGCCAAGCAGUUCAUAGACACCUCUCUGUCACAGAUACAUAAGCAGUUGGAGGACGAGACCAUAUUCCCUACAAAGUUUGGAUUGGAAUUCCCACCAGAAUUUGGAGCUGUUGUCAAAAAGAUUUUUCGGACUUAUUUUGCAAUUCUGGCUCACAUAUAUUACCAUCACUUCAAGUCGAUGCUGAGACUCAGUCUUCACGAGGGACUCAAUACGUUGUUCCUACACCUUGUCUACUUCGUACAAGAGUUCUCUCUAAUGGAGCAGCGUGAACUGCAGUGUUUGGAUGAACUCAUUUCAAAACUGUGUGAAAUUGAUAAAGAGUACACCAAGAACCCUCCUAAGGUGGAAACUGACGGAUUGUUGUCCGCUGCUCAAUCAAAAAUUGAAACUAAACAAAAGUCAAAUUCAUUAGCAGCGGAGUCCAAGACCUGAUAGCAUCUUCCGAUCGAGUGUAUAUGUAGUGUUGAACUAGUUAUUUUCACCUGUUAAUAUUCUUUAUUUUUAAUUGUAUGUUGUAUGUUGUUAAUCAUAUUAUUAUUAUUAUUAUUAUUAUUGGUACUUGAUCAUCUUUAGCUCUAGCAAAAUUUUUAUGCCAUUUUGAUUGUUGUUCACUGUG